AUGAUGUUGGCACCUCACCUGGUUGAGGAGUUGAAGACAAUGGAUAUCAAUGAGCUUCAACAACGAGUCAAUAAGCAUGCUCAUUAUGUCCGAUUGUGCUCCGCUGAUGAGGUGGAGAUCCAAGAGGCUUACGAGGAGUUUCAAAGGCAGUUGCUUAUUAUUGCGGCAAGCAGGAGACUUCAAUUCGAUUCGGUGCAGUCCUAUUUGGGUGCAGAAAACCGCACACAAGGUUCAAACAUGUAUACCAACUUUUGCCGGUAUGAUCCCAAGGCUAUCAAGAUCCAAGACGAUAAAUCUCUUUCAAUUCAAGAGAAAGGCUCAAAGUACGGAGCCUUAUGGCGCGAGCUAGAUGAAGCAGACCAGCAGAAGUACAAGGACCCAGAAUUUCUAGCAACAUUUCCAAAUCCUUUUGUAAGAGAGCCCAAAACAGCCGAAGAAGCUUCUGAAGACGAGAAUAUUGAACUCUCCGACGCUAUCGAUACUGCUAAGAACAAGUCACGCAAAAGACGUUCUGGGAAAGGGUUUGACGCCAAUUGUUGGGCUCGAAAGGUACUGGUUGAUUUAAAAAACUUGGAGAAGUCCCAUGCUAUCGAAGGGUACUUAGUUGUAGUAUACCCUCACCUGAAAGGCAGAGCUGUACUGAGUGGGGGAAGUAGAAUGGGCGAGUCGUUCCUUGACAUGUUUGAAAUCAAUCCAAACCCAACUGGUGCGUUUCUAGAUUUCGUCAAAGGCCAAUUGGCUUUGGGGAAGGUUAUGGGGGGAGAAGCCUUUCUCCCCCCUCAAAAAAGGAAACGAUUGGCGGCAAAUCCUCAUUUGACCAUUGAGAAUUGCGCAAACGACCUGGGAAGCCCCACAGCAGAUGUCGCUCAAUGUCUGGGUGAUACAAACGAAGAAACACUUCUCGAUGAAUCGAAUCGAGUUCGCGUCCCCGUUGGUGCCAUGCCACCUUCAGAAACUACAAGGUCUAGGAAAAUACAAAAGAAACCGACUAUAAAAAGUGCAACCAUCAAAUCUGCUAAGCCAACAAACUCAAAUUCAAGAAAAGAGGCUUCAUGCUUGAAAUCCAAGGCAAGUAAACCAUCCGAACGUCAAGUGGUGAAGGAAGCAAAGAAAAAGAAGCAGAAUUAUGUCUCAUCUCGCCAUGCUGAUGACAAGUCAGCUAGUUCAACUGAAUCCAACAGUGAAGAAUUGGAAGAUGAUCUUUUCAAGGGAAGCAGCGACAACGAGGACGGUGAAGACAAUGCACCGGAUGAGGGCGACAAUGAGAGAGAUAACUAA
Molecule: messenger RNA, 1278 nt
Organism: Puccinia triticina
Lineage: Eukaryota; Fungi; Basidiomycota; Pucciniomycetes; Pucciniales; Pucciniaceae
Exons: 4
Coding region: 1-1278 (425 amino acids)
Source: RefSeq, a predicted model, not a curated record